Messenger RNA from Naegleria lovaniensis, 7965 nucleotides. RefSeq lists its product as uncharacterized. Gene Ontology annotation, molecular function: protein binding. Bases 1 to 7965 code for a protein of 2654 amino acids. NCBI's taxonomy places the organism in Eukaryota, Heterolobosea, Eutetramitea, Acrasida, Naegleriidae. The record is from RefSeq and is a predicted model, not a curated record. The transcript is spliced from 5 exons.
AUGAGAAUCAAAGCCUUUCCAACUCCAACAUUGAUUGAUACUGUUGUUGGAGGAAAUUCGUAUGGAGAUGGAGUGAGAGCAUUGGAUUCUGUGAUUGCAUCCACUUCAUUAUUCAUUUCUCCAUACUCUGGUAAUAUAUAUUUGGCCGAUAGAAACAAGAUUAGAAAAUAUAAUCCUCAGACUGGUUUGAUUACUGCUGUGGCUGGAACUGGAGCUAGUGGAAAUUCAGAUGAUGGAAUCAAAGCAACUCAAACAAUGUUCAAUACAGUCUCAUCCAUAGCAAGAACAAAAAGUGGAGAUAUUGUUUUUAUUGAAAGAUUUGCUUAUAAGAUCAAAGUGUUGAAAAGAAAUGGACGAUUGAUGACCAUUGCAGGUAUUGGAACAUCAGGGUUUUCAGGUGAUGGUGGAUUAGCAAUUAAUGCAAAAAUCAAUCCUUCCAAUGGUGACAUUGCCAUUUCUGAAGAGGGAGAUAUUUAUUUUGGAGAUAUUGGUAAUCAUAGAAUCAGAAAAAUCUUGACCAACGGUACCAUUGUAACAGUGGCAGGGACAGGUUCUUCUGGAUAUUCAGGUGAUGGAGGUUUGUCAAUUAAUGCCAAAUUAUUCAGCCCUUCUGGUAUUGCACUCUCCAAUACGAGUGAGUUAAUUAUAAUGGAUACCAACAACAACAGAAUUAGAAAAAUUCUCACUAAUGGUACUAUUAUCACAAUUGCUGGAGAUGGUACGGGAGGAUUUACAGGGGAUUCAGGACCCUCAACUUCUGCCAGAAUAUACAGACCUACAUCAGGAAAAUUCAAUUCUAAUGGCGAUUUGAUAUUUGCAGAUAGCUACAACUACAGACUCAGAAUUAUUUAUUCCAAUGGUACAAUAUCGACAAUUGCUGGAGUUGGCUCGCUCGGAUAUUCAGGAGACGGAGGAGAUGCAUUAUCGGCACAACUUAGUUAUCCCUCCAGUGUCGCAUUGUUUAAUGAUGAAAUUUAUUUUUUGGAUUCGAGUAAUAGGGCCAUUAGAAAGAUUAAUUCUAAUGGAAUUAUUUCAACAGUGGUCGGAAGUAGUGCAUCCACAUUUAUUGGUGAUGGCUAUGAUGCUAAAUUGGCUAGUAUAAAUUUAUUGGACUCAUUUUCCGUGAACAAUAAGACCAUUCUUUUGAAUGACUAUAGAUCUAUCAGAUACGUUUCUUCGGACGGAAAAAUAUCAACCAUUGCUGGUACUUUGAACAGUGGUGAUUAUUCUCCAGAUGGCACUUUAGCAAACAAUUCAAAACUCAAUCCUAGUUGUGUUUACAAUGGUGGUAACGAAUUUUUUGUCUGUGAUCAAGGUGCUUAUAUUAGAAGAAUUAAGAACAAUAUACUAGAUACCGUUGCUGGAUCCACUGAUAUUUUUACUGGCAAUGAAGGUCCUGCUAACACUUCAAUCCUAACAAGCGCCUUUGGAGUCACUGUUAAACCAUCCACAGAUGAAAUUUUUAUUGCUCAAACUUUAUCCUCCUCUUCCAUAAGAAGAGUAGAUUCGAGAGGAGUUAUUUCAGUAUACGCUGGCAUUAUGUACAACAGAUCUGUAUCCAAUGACGGAUUAUAUCGUCUCAAUACGGCAUUCAAGGAUCCAGUCAAGGUUGCAUUUGCUUCUAAUGGAGAUAUGUAUGUCUGUGAAUUUGGUAACAACAAAAUCAGAAAAAUUUCAGCGUUCACUGGAUUAGUUUCAACAUUUGCUGGUAAAGUAUCAGGAAGUGUUGUUGACGGUGAUUUGGCUACGAAUGCACUGCUAACAAGUCCCGUUUAUAUCACUGUGGCACCAAAUGACGAUGUGUAUAUUUCAGAAAGUGCUAGCAUUAAACGGAUUGAUGCAAGUUCAGGACGAAUAUAUAGGUAUGCAGGACUGUCAGGAAGCUCUAGUUCUGGAUAUUCAGGAGAUGGUGGCAGAGCUGUAAAUGCAAAACUUUAUACACCAGUGGGAAUCAAAAUGACUUCAAGUGGCGUGUUAUACAUUGCAGAUCAAUGGAAUCAUCGAAUUAGACAAGUUAAUGCCAGUGGUUUUAUCUCAACAAUCACAGGAACAGGAGAACGUAAUUUUACAGAUGGUGGACCGGCACUACAAGCAACCAUUAAUCGACCUCUUGGACUCGCUGUUUCUCCAAUUAAUGGUGAUGUUUAUUUUGUGGACUCUGGAAAUUUCAGAAUAAGAAAAUUCACACCAGGCGGAAACAUUUACACGGUUGCUGGUUGUGGAAGGAGUGGCUACAAAGGUGACGGCGCUUUGGCUAUCAAUGCUUGUUUGACAGGUCCAUAUGAUUUGGAAUUUCUUCCAAAUGGAGAGCUGUUGAUUAUCGAAGGAAAUAAUAGAAUUAGAAAAGUUGAUUUGAAUGGAAUUAUUACAUCCAUUGUUGGUGGUGUGGGAAAUGAGGCUAUUGCUGUAAAUGGCUCUGUUUUUCCAACUUCUCUCGAUAGAGAUGCUCAAGGGGCUUUUUAUAUUACAGAAAACGCAAGGAAUGACAUUAGGAAACUUGACCAAAACUAUUACAUACAUGCAUUUGCAGGAUCAACAAUGUCCGAUUAUGGUGCUGAGAAUGAGCAUCGUCUUGUUACUGAUUUCAUAAGCGUUAAAGAUAUAACUGUUGCAUUGAAUGGAGAGUUUUUGGUGAGUGAUGGAAAUCGCAUUAGGAAAAUUGACUCGAGCGGUCUUGUAACAACCAUUGCUGGUAAUAGAGUCUCAAAUUACUCAGGUGAUGGUGGAUUGGCAAUUAAUGCUCAACUCAGUACUCCUUAUAGUGCAGUCAUGGCAUCUAAUGGAGACAUUUACAUAUCUGACUCAAACAACAGAAGAAUUAGAAAAAUUGAUGGGAACACUGGAAUCAUUACAACAGUCGCGGGCAACGGCAACAGUGGAUAUAGUGGCGACUUUGGGUAUGCAUCCCAAGCAUUAAUAUCACAACCAACUUAUAUAAGAAUGGUGGAUAGUGAUGUGUACUUCAUAGACUAUACCAAUAAGGUAAUCAGAAGAAUUGCAACUGAAUGCCCUCGUUACUCCCAAGUCAAUCCAACUAAUGUCUCAGAUUGCAUUUGCUUACCUGGAUAUUACGGAGAGUUGUGUGAAGAUUUUGACUGUUUCGGAAUUAAUCAGGCCAAUGGAACAUCAUGCUCUGGAAAUGGUAUAUGUACUGCACCAGAUACAUGUCAGUGUGCAGAGACUUAUUAUGGUGUUGAGUGUGAAUCCUUUUAUUGCUUUGGAGUGUUGAAAAAUGAAACCAAUGUUUGUUCAGGACAUGGCCAAUGCGUUGAAUCUGACACGUGUGCUUGUGAAAAUGGGUAUCAAGGUCCACAAUGUGUACAUGUCUGCUUUGGUAUUGAUGCAACACAUUCACAGGUUUGUUCUGGAAAUGGACAAUGUGUUGGACCUGAUUUGUGCAAUUGUACUUCUUCUUAUUUUGUUGGAAACUAUUGCCAAAAUCCAAUUUCUUGUUUCGGAAUACCAUUCAAUGAUUCGAGUGUUUGUUCUGGAAAUGGACAAUGUAUUGAACCUGAUUUGUGCAAUUGCACUUCUCCUUAUUUUGGAUCUAAUUGCCAAAAUCUUCUUUCAUGUUUAGGAAUACUAUCCAACGAUUCGAGCGUUUGCUCUGGAAACGGACAAUGUGUUGGACUUGAUCAAUGUAAUUGUACUUCUCCUUAUUUUGUUGGAAACUAUUGCCAAAAUCCAAUUUCAUGUUUCGGAAUACCAUUCAAUGAUUCGAGUGUUUGCUCAGGGAAUGGACAAUGUGUUGGACCUGAUUUGUGCAAUUGUACUUCUUCUUAUUUUGUUGGAAAUUACUGCCAAAAUCCAAUUUCAUGCUUUGGAGUACCAUUCAAUGAUUCGAGAGUUUGUUCAGGAAAUGGACAAUGUAUUAAUCCUGAUUUGUGCAAUUGUACUUCCCCUUAUUUUGGAUCUAACUGCCAAAAUCUACUUUCAUGUUUUGGAAUACUAUUUAAUGCUCCAACAGUUUGCUCUGGACAUGGACAAUGUAUUGGAUCUGAUCAAUGUAAUUGUACUUCUCAUUAUUUUGAUGGAAACUAUUGCCAAAAUCCAAUUUCUUGUUUCGGAAUACCAUUCAAUGAUUCAAAUGUUUGUUCUGGAAAUGGACAAUGUGUUGGACCUGAUUUGUGCAAUUGUACUUCCCCUUACUUUGGGAACAACUGCCAAUCCUUACCAAGCUCUCUUUCAUGUUUUGGAAUUAGUUCAACAGAUCCCAAUGUUUGUUCAGGAAAUGGACAAUGUAUUGGUCUUGAUCAAUGUAAUUGUACUUCUCCUUAUUUUGUUGGAAAUUACUGCCAAAAUCCAAUUUCAUGUUUUGGAGUUCCAUUCAAUGAUUCAAAUGUUUGUUCAGGAAAUGGACAAUGUGUCAGACCUGAUCAAUGCAAUUGUACUUCCCCUUACUUUGGGAACAACUGCCAAUCCUUACCAAGCUCUCUUUCAUGUUUUGGAAUUAGUUCAACAGAUCCCAAUGUUUGUUCAGGAAGAGGACAGUGUAAUUCAACUGACCAUUGUAUCUGUACAUCUAUUUCAAAUGCUGCUGUACAUGGAAAUGCGUGCCAAAAUGUUCAAUGUUUACCAAAUUAUUAUGGCUCGUCUUGUGAACAAUAUUGUGAAUUCAGUACGAAUUGUUCUUCUCAUGGCGUAUGUUCAAACGAUGGAAGCAAUUGCACAUGCUUUUCAAAUUCAACUUCUGGAUUUUGGACUUCACCAAAUUGCUCCAUGUGUACGAGUGAAUAUUAUGGAGAAUUUUGUUUAACAAGAUUUAUUCCCAGCGUUAGAUUUAGUGACGAUGCUACCCAACUCUCGUUCAAAUUAUAUGCACCUUUUUAUUAUUCAUCCUUGAGUGUUACUUGCUCUCAUUUAGUGGAUUCAUCUAGUAUUAAUUUGGGAAGUAAUGCUGUUUGUACAUGGAAUGACAAGACCAAUGGUGAUUUUGUGAUUGUUUUGGGAAGAGAUCAUUCAGUUCAAGUUGGUUCUACAAUCAAGAUUAAUGUUCGUGUUUUUGAUAUGGUUCAUAGUAGUGAGUAUAUUCAAACAUUAGUGCUUGCACCACUCGUCAUUAUCAAACCAAUUGCAACCAUUACAACUGUGCCAACAGAAUACAGUUCAUGUGACCAAGUUGUCGUCCAAGGAUCAAGCAAUUCAUUAUUGGUGAAAUAUAACUGGACAAUUCUCUCUUCACCAGGGGUGUUGACGCAACAAAUGAUUGGUAUUACCAAUACCUCAAGUCUAGAAUUCAAUUCAAAUGCUCCAUCUGGAAGUUAUUCAGUUCAGCUAGUGGUGACAAAUUUUUUCAAUGUUGAAAGCGAUGCAGUCACGUUUAACUUUACAAAGAUAGCCUCUGCUAUUCCAAAAGUUGAAAUCUAUUAUUCCAACCAAAUGUACGUGAACGUAGACCGUAUGCCUGCGUACAUAUUGAAAUAUUUGACGUUCACAGGUUGUUCGCUCAACGAUACUUUUGAUUCAUCUGCAGUUUCUAUCGAGUGGAAACAAACUCAAGGCCCCCCAACCAAUUUUACACAAUUACCCAAUAACGAUUUGAUGAUCCAUUCAUUCUCCAACAACACUGCUCAAGAUUACAUAUUUGAAGCAACUUUGACCUAUUUCAACUCAUCAAAAUUCACAACUCGAGUUGAUAUUCAUACGCUGGAAGAAGAAUAUGACAUUGUUCUCUAUGAAUCAUCCAUUACAUCCACUCAAGCAACGAUCAAAGUGGAAACAAAUCCAUUUGAAAAAAUUGACUCUAUCAAUAGGUACGAAUGGGCUUGGAAUUGUGUCAAUUCAGAUGAUCAAACUCAGUGUGAUCAAUCCAUGUUGAAUUUCUUAUAUACUCAAGCUUCACUGAAAUCAACGAGUUUUGUUUUACCUCUUUCUGGAUCAAAGACAUCCAUAGAUUUGAGAUUGACUAUCAACAACAGAAUUGGAAAACUUUCAUUGAGAUUCCCUGAAGAUGAAACAGUUCCAGUGAUUAGUGUGCUGUCACUUUCUCCUACUAAAAGUUAUCUCACUACUUCUGAAGUUCUAAAUAUUCAAUUAUUGGUUAGUUUGAAUGGACAAGUUGAAGGAAUUAACUCGUUGCUGUCAAGAGAGUGGACCCUUAAUGGCCAAUCUAUUGCUCCAACCAUGUUAUUGGAUGGAUCUGACAUUAUCAAAUCCAACAAGAUUUUAUUGGAUAUUUCUAAAUUAACUCAAGGAUCAUCUCAUACAUUAACAUUUAGAGCAGCAACCUUACAUGGAAAGUCAACAAGUUACACCUAUUCAUUCUCAGUAGCUAUGAACCCAACACCUUGUUCAUGUUCAAUUUCACCAUCAAGCGGAUAUGCUCUAGAAACUGAGUUUACAAUUUCCUGUCCCAAUUGCCUACAAAGUGAGAAUAUCUUACAAAUCAGCUUUUUAGAUCGCAAAACUGGGUUGAAAAUUCCUCUGGUUGAAAUUAACAAUCCACAAUUUAAAACUUUGUUACCAUACACUGGUGAAUCUGAAUCUGUCACUCUCUAUUUUGUGAAUAAGAAUAUUCAAAGCAAUGCCAAAGCUGAAACAUCCAUCCGUACGAAUCUCGUUCUACCUUUGACAUAUUCGUUGACUGAAGCCAAAAAGAAAAAGAUAUUUUGGGAUGAAUGGUACAAGACACUUGCUUCUGGAGAUCCAAGAAAAACUGUGUUGGGAUAUAUUACCACAACCGUUGAUGCAAUGAUAAAAAAGAUAACAAGAAGGUCACAAGUCUCUAUUUCACCAGAUUGUGUUCAUGGUUUUUACGAUUCAGUGAUCAAUAUUUGUUUUUGUAAUGAAGGGUACAAGAAGAGUGAUUGCAGUAUGACAAUUUCUGAAUGGUUGGAAAAGUCAAACACAAAAUGGAAUACUUCAAAACUAAUUUUUGACGAAAUGAAAUUUAGAAAUGAGCUUGAACCUCAAAAUGAAAUCAAGCUUUCGUCACAAAUAUCUGAAAUGUAUCACUUAUUCGAAACGUAUGACGAAAUCAAUCAGGAAACACUUGACAUGGCUGUGGAAAUUUUCAAAAAGCAACUCAAAGAUGUUCUUAAAUUGCAAUCUUUAAUUCUAUCCAGCUCAUUGACAAAUGUCAUGAUUAGUACAUUGGAAUUAAUGGUCAAAGCAAGACUUUCUCUUACCACAAACGUCACUUUAGAUUUAUACAAUGACAUUUUAUCCAUGAGUGAAGAUUUAUCAAGCAUUCAAUUGAGAAAUCAAUUUUCAUCGAAAAUUCAAACUAACCUUUUCACUCUCGUUGCUAGAAAAGCGUAUCCAUCAGAGUUGUCAGACAUGAGCAUUUCAUACAAUGGUGACAAUGAUACUGUCCAUUAUCCUAUUUGGAUGACCAAGUAUUUUGAUCGCCUUGAUUUGAGAAAACAGGUCUUUUGCAAAGUGAUCAGAAAAUCAGUUCCAUCCACAAUUACUGAAUCCCAUGCAAUGAGUGCUCAAUCGGAAAUUUACACAACAUUGAAAAGUGCCACCUACACUCUUUCAUCUCAAAUUGUGAAUCAAAAUGUAACAAUUCCAUCAAGUGAUAAGGUAGUGUCCUAUUCAUUCUAUUUUGUUAGAAGCAAUUCAGAUUCAACAAAUAUAACAACUGAAGGAAAUGUUGUCAAGAAUGAAACCAUCUCUUCAGAAAUGAUUUGUCAAAGUGACAUUCCUUGUAACGUUGAAAGUUUGGGGAAUAAUUACUAUAGGUGUCAAUGUGCACAAUCCACUCAAGUUACACUUGUCGAGAAAACAACAAGAUCAAUCACCAUCCAGCAGCAACCACCACAACCACCACAAGUUGAGAGUUCUAAUCUUGCCUUUAUUGGUUUCUUGGCAUUCCUGAUACCUGUUGCUGUCGUUGUGAGUGUUGUCGCAGGAUUAUCAUUUUGUCGCAUUUGCAGGAGAAGAAGGAAAAAGCCCACUUUGAGCACCAACACCGACCACAGUGUUCCACAAAUAGAGCUCAGUGCAUUCAGCACUGUUUAA